Molecule: messenger RNA, 1284 nt
Organism: Cotesia congregata
Lineage: Eukaryota; Metazoa; Arthropoda; Insecta; Hymenoptera; Braconidae
Source: the annotation of a GenBank genome assembly
UCGGCGUUAAUUGAUGCUAUGAAGGAUAUUCCAACUAACGGCUAUGCUGAAGUAAACGACAAAAAUGGAGUUGAAAAGGACAAAAAGGAAGAAUAUGAAGAAGUGGACGCGAUCCAAGAGGCUAUGGGGGCGAUGGGACGAUGGCAAAUCCUUGUUUGCAUCGCUAUUUCCCUGGUGAAAUUUCCUGUGGCAUGGCAUCAGCUGGCCAUUGUAUUUAUGGCGCCGCACACCCAGCAAUUUAAUUGCACAAGUCCAGCAAAUAUGCAUACAUCAGCCAAAGAUCAGUGCAUUGUAAAUGUAAAUGGUAGUCAUGUCGAGUGUCAGUCUUGGGAGUUUGACAGAAGUAUAUUUCCCGAAACGAUAAUCUCUCAGUGGAAUUUGGUUUGUAAUCGGUCCCAUUAUGCAAACAUUCAACAGUCGAUACUCAUGUUUGGAAUACUGUUGGGGAAUAUAACUUUUGGCAGUUUAGCAGACAGAUUUGGCAGAAAAAUUCCAUUGAUGAUAUCGGUGAUACUUCAACUGGUAUCAGGAAUCGGUUGUGCAAUAGUACCGUGGUUUCCAGCCCUCCUGUUCUUGAAAUUAUUGGCAGCGAUGGCUACCGGAGGGACGAUGGUUACGAGUUAUGUAAUAUGUAUGGAAAUAGUCGGUACCAAAUGGCGAGCAGCUAUAACAGUACUCUAUCAAAUACCUUUCAGUUUGGGACACAUGUCAUUAGCUGGAAUAGCAUACUUGUUCCGUCACUGGCAGCAUUUGCAAUUAGCCAUAUCAUUGCCGUCAAUAAUACUGUUAACAAUAUUUUUCAACUGGGCUGUAUGUGGAAUGGGACUUUUUGGGAUGACGCAGUACAUCGGACAGGUCGGCGGUGACAUAUUUGUUAAUUUUGCGGUGUCAGGUGCCACUCAAAUCCCUGAUUUAGCAUGGCUACGACUCAUACUCGCAUGUUUUGGUAUUGUUGGGAUGUCAGUAUCGUUCACAACAGUGUAUUUAUUUUCCGGUGAAUUGUUCCCAACUGUUGUAAGAAAUAUUGGAGUAGGAACGAGUAGUAUGUGUGCAAGAAUAGGAUCAAUGGUUGCGCCAUUUGUUGUGUCAUUGAGUUUAGUUAGAGGAUUUUUACCGCCGUUGAUUUUUGGCACAUUCCCAUUGAUUGGCGCAGUCUUGGCAUUAUUUUUGCCUGAAACCAACGGAUGCCAAUUACCGGAAACUCUUCAGGACGGUGAAGAUUUUGGAAAAAAAAUAAAGAAAAGUUUAAAAGUGAAAGAAUCUGAAGCUGAAAUAGCGCUUUGA